AUGUCGCCUCUUCUCGACAUUCAACAUGAGCCGCACCAACUCGGCACAGUUUCCGCGUGUAAACCAGAGCCUGCGACCGCUCGACUUGUCCGCUCGGCUCGAGUCCCUCGCCUCAACUGGGACGAUCUUCGCGUUCCGGCUGGCAAAGUCGAACAUGACUCGAGGCAGUUGGGACGAGGCAUUCUCGUGCCAGUCCACAUUGGCUGCUAG
Molecule: messenger RNA, 210 nt
Organism: Protopolystoma xenopodis
Lineage: Eukaryota; Metazoa; Platyhelminthes; Monogenea; Polystomatidea; Polystomatidae
Source: the annotation of a GenBank genome assembly